AUGGCUUCGAGAUAUACGGCGGCCUCAAAACCCGCCCCAAUUGACCUCGGCUCACUGGGUUGGAUCCAGGGUUUGCAAUUAACAUCUCCCCAAUCACAAAAGGAUCUCGGCCAGUACUAUGGCGGCAUUCCAUUUGCUCAGGCGCCUGUAGGUCCUCUUCGUUUCCGCAAAACUCGCCCUCUGCCGUCAACCUUCAAUUACGGUACCAAGUCAAACCCGGGUCAGUACACUGCAGCUGGCCCAAUAUGCCCACAGCCAACAUGGCGUUGGGAGGUUGAUCCCAAUACCUGGAGUGAAGACUGCCUCAAGACCAACAUUUGGGUCCCGUCCGGAAAGAAGCCCGCAGCUGGAUGGCCUGUCUUUUUCUAUAUUCAUGGAGGUUUCCUGCAAUUUGGUUCCGCCGAUAAACCCAUCGAUGUCAUUGCCAAGAUGUUCGAGGAAACAUCCUUCCAAGCCAUUGUUGUGAUGCCAGCCUAUCGUGUCAACGCUCUUGGAUUUCUUGCGAGCCAUGAAUUGGAUGAAGAAGCCCGAAAUGCCGGUGAAGCGACAGGCAAUGCAGGAUUUUGGGACCAGAGAGCUGCCCUUGAGUGGACUUCGAGGCAUAUUGCGUCUUUUGGAGGAGAUCCAAAAAACAUCACCGUGGGAGGCUAUUCUGCCGGUUCACAUUCCACAUUUCAACAGUUGUCUCAUGACCUCUUCCUUCCAGCCUCUCAAUCCAUCAUCAAACGCGCAAUAAUGUGGUCCAACGGCACUGGCCCGCAGCCAAAACUCCUGGACGAACACCAAAAGAGUUUCGACGAACUACUCUCUACUCUGCACAUUUCUCCCAAGCUCUCACCUUCCGAAAAGUUGGCCGCGCUUCGAGCCGCACCUGUCGCCGACAUUAUCAAGGUUCAAAACACCAUGAGGUACUCAGAAUUUCGAGGAUACUCUGAUGGUUCGUUCAUCUCAAAAUCACUCAUCAAAUCAAUCAAUUCUGGAGAGUACGGCCGGCGCAUGAAAGCGAGAGGCGUCAAACUCCUCAAUGGCGAAUGUGCCGACGAGCACUAUCUCUAUCAAGACUGGCGCACACCGGCCAAUUCGUUCCAAGCCGUUCAUGCACGAUUGUGCGCAGACUAUCCUGAAAGGGUUGUAAACAAUGUGCUUGAUUUAUAUACAAAGAAUAAGCAACUUCCCCAACAUUGCACAGACUGGUGUGAUCUUUUCGGUCGCAUUUAUGCAGAUCUGCAGGUACACUGUCUGGAACGGGGCUUUCACAACAAUCUUGCGAACGCAGGCCUCGAGUUCGGAAGGGACGUCCUCCGUUACCGCAUCGAGUGGCGGGCAGAAUGCGUCGACGCUUUGUGGCCUCGCGAGUGGAAGGUUACCCAUGACACCGAUAGCGCGAUUUGGUGGUGGGGAAAUGGCUGGAAUGAAGGCUUGUCCGAUUCAGAAAAGAAGAUCGUCGGUCCGUUCCAUCGACUUUUCGCGGAUUUUGUCGCUGGCAAGGAUGUCCAAUGGGAGAAGAAGGGUCCCAAAUAUGUCAAACGUCUGAAUUCUAGUGGUGGAUUGGAUAUGUGGGAGGACGAGAGAUGGGAAGAAGCACUCCAUGUGUGGAAGGCUGUCAAUGGAUCUACCAGUUCGGACGGGUCUUUGCCUGCGAAAUUGUAAAUAAAG
Messenger RNA from Exophiala mesophila, 1656 nucleotides. RefSeq lists its product as uncharacterized. The transcript has a single exon. Lineage: Eukaryota; Fungi; Ascomycota; Eurotiomycetes; Chaetothyriales; Herpotrichiellaceae. The record is from RefSeq and is a predicted model, not a curated record. Bases 1 to 1650 code for a protein of 549 amino acids.